GCGGACCGACCUGCAGGCGCAGCGCUCACUGACCGCAGGCCUGACGACGCACAGCAACUCCUCUCCUCCUGGUCGUUUCUUGUCUCAGAGGCGCGAACUCUGGGCUACGCGAGUCAGGCUGAAGUCUUUUAACUUCUUGGGACGUUUUAAAGGAGCUGAACGGGACAAAAACAACAACUCUGAAGACUCUAAAAUUGUUCCUUUGCGAAUUUUUUUCUGCGUCUGCAUGAACAAGAAUGCCUCUAUAGCAACUCUAAAUAGUCACACUUUAUUUCCAUUUAUCUAAAGGGUGGGAGAAUCUUCUCUAGCCCAAAUAUUAGUGGAUAAUCAGUGAAUGCAUGACUUCAGAUCGUCUCGCGCCGGGAUCUCUAAUUGGACUCAUCACCCCCAUCCCGUCCCUCUCGCGAUGCAGCAGGAGCGCCUGCUGAAGGUGUUGGUCAUCGGCGACCUGGGUGUGGGUAAGACGUCAAUCAUAAAGCGGUACGUCCACCAGGUGUUCUCCCAGCACUACAGGGCCACCAUCGGGGUGGACUUUGCCCUCAAAGUGCUCAACUGGGAUCACAAAACGGUGGUGCGGCUGCAGCUGUGGGACAUCGCUGGACAAGAACGCUAUGGGAAUAUGACCCGUGUGUACUACAGAGAAGCAUUGGGGGCCCUUGUUGUCUUCGACAUGACCAGGUUGGCCACGUUUCAGGCUGUCCUCAAGUGGAAACGAGACCUGGACUCAAAAGUCACUCUGAGCAAUGGGAAGCCCGUUCCAGCUGUUCUGCUAGCCAACAAGUGUGACCAACGUCAACUCGGUCUGUGUCCCAAACUUCCAAAGCUGGAGAACUUCUCCCAGGACCACGGCUUUGUUGGCUGGUUUGAAACAUCUGCUAAGGACGACACCAACAUCGACAACGCCAUGACGUGUUUGGUUAAAGCCAUCAUGUCUGCGGAGGAGGAGAAAGCGUCGAGUGACGCCGCCCGAAGCGAGUCCGACGGCGGAGUCAUCGUUCUGCCUCGUUUCGACUACAGCACCAAGGAGAAGGAACUCAAUGGCUGCGCCGGGUGCUCCUCCACCAAGCCCAGACCCAGAACCGGUGACUGAUGCAGAUCCACUAAUACCAUGGAGCGACGACUUCAAGUCUUCCCCUUUCUAACAUUUAGAAGUUUCCCUAACUCUCUGACAUAUUUUUGGAAAACUCUAUUGGAGAAGUUUUGACAUUUUUGUUUUUCCUCCAGGUCUUUUUUUUUUUUUUUAACAAACUGGGUAUAGUAUGUUUUUAAAGACCAAUUUAAGAUUGACUUCAGUAACUUCAAAAGCAUUUUCUUGUGUUGGGAAAGAGUUUUGAGACAAAAUGAGGCAGCAUUCUUUUCAGAAAUACCACCGUUAAAAGCACAUCAACAGUUGUGAGACUUUUCUCUCUCCUGUCUUAAAGUCUUUUCUUACAAAACAUUUUUUAAUUGUUCUAAAUGUUUGUCUAUGAAAGCUCAUUCUUCUGUCUAUUUUUGGAGUCAUUUAUUUAUAUUUUAGAUCAGUUAAUUAUUAGUUAAAACUCUGUCAUGUUUUACUCUAUUCUGUCUGAAAAGCAAAACAUUUCUGCUUUAAUGAUGACAGUGUUUUUGUCCUGCAACAGAAAAUAUGUUCUUUUCUAUUUAUGAUGCAUAAAUUAACUACCGCCCUCAACACACGUUUUUGAAGGCAAUGAAACCUACAUACAUGGUGAUGCUAGCAGGAAUCCUUCCACAAUGGCUCUUCAUUUAGCUACAAAAGUGUAGAAACAACAACUUUUUUUAAAUAUAGACAUAACAAAUUCGGAUUUCAGCAGGUUUGGAAUAAACAUUGUAUUAAACAUCCACAAAAGAAUGACACAAGUAUCAGUAAUAUUUAUUUUUUUCCCAUCAUUACUUUGGAAAUUACGUGUUUUUUUGUUUGUUUGCAUCCCAUAAAAAAUAUCAAUCCUCUUUUUGUAAAUUUAUUUAAAAAUGACCACAAAUUCCCCCAUAGUAGAUAUUCGAGUUGCCUUUUCACAAAAGCUUACAUAACAUUUACGACUCUAAAUAAGUUUUAUUUUGUUGGACUGAGGGCAAAAGCAGCUCUUUGGUUUCUAAAGGUUGCAAACUCCUGGCUCAAAGCGUAUCCGUGCGAUAAAAUGACCAAUUCCUAAAUGUAACAUUAGAAUCCGUUCCAAUCCUUGAAUGUUGCUCUUUAAAAGUCCUCUCUGUCCGGUCUGAAUGAGGUAUUUUACAAAGAAGAAUCUAAAUAAUUUCAGUUUCUAAAUGUAGAAAGCUGGUAAAGAAAAACUCAAAAAUCUCUCCAGCUGUAGUUGCUCUAUUUCCCGAUAGUCUUCUGGAUUCUUUUAAAAAAUAUGACAAACUAGGAUUUGCCAGUUCAGUCUUAGAGAACUCACACACUAAAUGCUCAGGUUUAUAUGUGUUUAUAUUCGACAAACUCCAGAAGCAGCAUCACAACCUGUUACUUUCUUCUGUUCCACCAAGGCAGACAUGUUUGAUAUGUAACUCCUGGGUAUUUGUUGUGUACCACAGUCUGGUGACAGCCUGUCAAAAUAAAGUUGUGUGUGUGUGUGUGGGGGGGGAGUGUUUUUGAGGAUGAAAGAGCUUCUCCAUUUUCUGUCAUCAGUCACCUUCUCUCCAGGUGACGUUCAGCAAACGGGACACGUCGGUCUUUUUUCAGGUGUGGAUGUUUGGCCUUCUCUAUAAAGACGACUUGUAUCCUGGGUGCUAAUGUAAGGCCCCCCUUUUCGGCUCUUUUCCAACACUUUUCACGAGGUUAAAUGUCAUCGUCUGGGAAACUUGUCCUUUAAAUGUCAUUUUCCACCUCAGAUAGUUCUCUGUAUUUUCCGUGAGCUCCAGCUUUUCAUUUCUUACACCCUGCUGCGUGUGUCAGCAGCUGAAAGCUUCGGAGUCAGUCCUCUAAUGGGUGAGUAUUAAAAGCAGCAGCGUCUGAGGUCUUUCUUUCUUAUUGGUUCCAUUUCCUUUUGUUUCUCUACCUAAGCGCUGAGAGGCUGUCUAAUUUCUUUAAUCAGUGUGGAAGAAUAAUGUUUCCUUUGUGGAGAGUGUUCUUUUGCGUCACGUAUCAGAUGCCAUUUGUGUUGUACGGAGUCAUAAGUCUAAAUUUUGAAAGUUUUUUUUUUGCCAGAUUUGUUGACUCGUUGAAGGUUAGAUACAAAAGACAGUUAAUUCACGUGACUAAAUGAGAUUUCUAAAUUGAUAUGUAAUUGGAAAUGAUAAGGAGCUCUUUAAUUGUUAGAAGAAAAAUACCAACAGGAGACAUGGCAAUCCAGUACCCUCCCCAGGGAUUUAAAAGUGCUUUAUGUCGACAAUUUCAAGAGUACAAAAUGUUUCAACAUUCAUCCCAAUACAAUCAUCAGCUGUAAUAAGUGACAUCAGAAAAUAACUUUGAACUGUAAUUUAAAAAAAAGCUAAAACAUUGUCUUCUGAUUUGAUCAACUCUAAUCCAGCAUUCCCAUUUUUUUCAACAAUCGUGUCAUCAAUACACCUUAUAUUGAUUAACUGUGCUGUAUUUGUAUUAAAUAAAGAAGCAGACAUGUUGCUUAUCUUUUCUACAAUGUAGAAACACAGGUUUCAAAACAUCACUCUCAAGACACCCCCAAACUAAAAUGCACAUAUGGGGCCCAUGAGGGUUGGAAAUAGGCUGAAAAAAAAGACUUCAAUUUGAUUGUCUGUGGGUUUCACAGUGACCCCCAAGUUCAUUUGCUGUUCAGGUUCAUUGGCUAAAUUGAACUGAUUUUCUUAAACUCCUGCCAAAACCCAGUUAAGACCUCAUAUUUAUGUCUAAACACUCAUUCAUUUGGCUCAGACACAGAGAAAAAAGAACUGAAGGUAAAUAUGCAGGAGGAAGGUUUAGAGAGAUUGGUUGUUGAAGAACCUGAUCCACAGACAACACAAAAUAUUUAGUACUCACAGAAAACAUGUAAUUAGUUAAAACCACUGUCUUGUCUGAGGAACGUUGUUGUUGCAAAAAAAAAAAAAAAAACACUUGCAGUCACCUUGAUUGUCUGGUUGAUGACUUACUGGAGAUAAUUGUUGCAGCUUGCGGGAAAGUGAUGUGUUGACUUCUGGUCCUUCAGUUUGUGUUGCUCCUUAACUUAAAAAGCUCAAAUUAUUUUGCAAUCCUGAAGCAUAAAGCCUUUCCCACCAAAAGACUUUGCUUUGGUAGAUGAAGAGAAACCCACCCUUUUUGCAUAUUUCCUUUCCCAAAUGUCACCUAUAUGUCUGUAUAAUCUAUAUAUUCUUUAUGACAAUAAAAUGUUUUUCUUUUCGAGGGGCUUGGCUCCUCUCUAA
This is a messenger RNA of Poecilia reticulata (guppy), 4308 nucleotides long. Its product is annotated as ras-related protein Rab-38. Gene Ontology annotation, cellular component: phagocytic vesicle; Golgi apparatus; late endosome. Gene Ontology annotation, molecular function: GTPase activity; GTP binding. NCBI's taxonomy places the organism in Eukaryota, Metazoa, Chordata, Actinopteri, Cyprinodontiformes, Poeciliidae. Gene Ontology annotation, biological process: phagosome-lysosome fusion; endosome to lysosome transport. The record is from RefSeq and is a predicted model, not a curated record.